This is a messenger RNA of Sardina pilchardus (European sardine), 1295 nucleotides long. RefSeq names its product lipopolysaccharide-induced TNF factor (gene litaf). Gene Ontology annotation, cellular component: nucleus; cytoplasmic side of lysosomal membrane; cytoplasmic side of late endosome membrane. The transcript has 4 exons. NCBI's taxonomy places the organism in Eukaryota, Metazoa, Chordata, Actinopteri, Clupeiformes, Clupeidae. Bases 568 to 1095 code for a protein of 175 amino acids. The record is from RefSeq and is a predicted model, not a curated record. Gene Ontology annotation, molecular function: zinc ion binding.
UUUCUGCAACAGUGAUACUGAAAACGUUUUGAUAUUCUGUUAUUUUAUGCAGUAGGCUAGGGUAGGCCAAUGACACACGUAUGUAGCCUACAGAAAACACUUAAAGGGAUAUUCCACCAUUUUUGGAAAUAAGCUAAUUUUCCACCUCCCCUCGAGCAAAACAAUUGAUAUUUACCUUUUUCCCAUUCAUCCAGCCAUUCUGUGAGUCUGGCGAUACAACUUUUAGCUUCAGCCUAGCAUAGAUCAUUGAAAUGGAUUAGACCAGUAGCAUCUCGCCUGCUAGCAUCAUGUUUAAAAGUGACUAAGAUUUCCGGUAAUUUUCCCAUUUAAAACGUGUCUCUUCUCAAGUUAGAAAGUGCAAUUAGACCAACUGAAAAUGAAACCUGGCGUUUUUCUAGGCUGAUUUGACAUGGAACUACACUCUCAUCUGGCGUAAUAAUCAAAGAACUUGCAAACUACUGGCACUACUACUGCUUGUUGUCUAUGGAGACUAUUUUCAGAUGCUGCGUGAUAUCACUGCGCCCAUGGUGCGUUUCCAAGUUGCCUUGAUAUGGCUGCCUUAUAGAAAUGUAUCAUACCAAUUCCAGACGGGUCAUGGCAAGCGCACCUCCAAUGGAGCCAAACUACUUGGGGCAGCCCCAGCCUCCAACGUAUGAAGAGACUAUGACUGCUCCUGUGUAUAACUAUGGUCCCACACCCCCUCCUCCUGUCUAUGACAAAAUGCCCCAACCAGCUUAUCCACCAACCUUUACACAACCAGCAUAUCCAUCUCAGGCAUAUAGCCAGAUGCACCCACAACAGUCAAAUGCAGCAGGAACAUCAGCUGUAGUGAACGUCCAGACUGUAUAUGUCCAGCCACGCAUGGUUUUGGGAGAUUUUCCAGUACACGUCCACUGCCCUGUAUGUGCCCAAAUGGUCCUCUCUCGUCUCAACCACAGCAGUGGAGUCCUGACUUGGCUAACCUGCUUCAGCCUCAGUCUUGUAGGUUGCAUUUAUGGAUGCUGCUUGAUUCCAUUCUGUGUGGACGGCAUGAAAGAUGUGAAACACAUGUGUCCCAACUGCAAUUCUUUGCUUGGAGUCUACAAGCGGCUGUGAUGCUCAUGCUUGGUAACAACUGUGUAUAAAAAAACUUUGAUUCGGUAUAAAAACAUUUGUACAUAUUAUAUUAAGGCCGGAGCUUUACUUAUUCUUUAGGGUUCUCCAAAAAGAUAUUCUAUAUUUGUUUAUGUUAAAAAUCUAUUUGUUUGUUCAUAAUUUAGAUUAGUUAGAUAAUAAAGGUGGAGGUUGUUUUCUCA